Messenger RNA from Linum trigynum, 3369 nucleotides. NCBI's taxonomy places the organism in Eukaryota, Viridiplantae, Streptophyta, Magnoliopsida, Malpighiales, Linaceae. The record is from the annotation of a GenBank genome assembly.
GGAUAGCUCACACUACAUCAGAAGCUAUUAUGCACAUCAAAAAUAUUCUCAAAACAUUUUCACAAAAAGGUGUGGAUCACUGGCCAAAAUCCAAAGUAGUCAUCCAAGCACUGAAUAGUUGAAGACAGGACCUCAUACUACCUUCAAUUCCUCGCUCUGCUCACACCUAUAUACUUGCUACUGUUAUUGCUAAUGAUUUGCUUGCACAUGACAUAAGCAUAGUAAAAGAAUAAAAGAGGGUCAACUCAUAGUUGAGUGAGAAAAAUCCAACCUUCUUCUUCCUUCUCAUAACCCUAGCUCUCAAAGCUUCUCUAUAUUGUAUCAAAGCUGGAACAAAUCCAGUGACCUCGAUGAUAACAACUCCACCACCUCGAUCUACUCAUGGAAUUCCCUUGAGUGCUAGUGCCAUACAAUUUCGUACUCAUGAAUUGCAAUCAAGCAAAAUCAACAACAACAACAACAACAACAAAAAAACAACAAAUAGGCGUCAAGAAAUGUUGUUUGGUAACCAUAUAGUAUAGAGUACCAGAUGUGGCAGCGAGCAAUUAGAAUGACUUUGAUAACUAAACAUAAGAUUGGGUUUAUCAAUGGAUCCAUCCCUAUUGCAGAUCUCAGUGACCCUAAUUAUGGUUCGUGGGAUGCUUGUUGCACUCUUUUUUGUGUUGGAUUCUGAACUCCAUUGAGAAGAGAUAAGGAGAAGUGGGAUGCAACAUGAGAAUGUCUAACUCUUCGGGAAUAGUUGAAGAAAAGGUUUGUGAUAAAACCAUAACACAAGCAUACACAUUGGUGUUAAAAUACUUUUUUUGAAUUCUAACUUGAAAAAAGAGGUAUACCCAUUAAAUUUAUUUGAUCAACAUGCAACCAAGUUUUGUUACCGAACAAAUCCGCUAACAUUUACUUCUUGACUACACUAUUAACAUGCUAGGACGAUUUUAGCAGACAAAAGAAAAUAGUUAUGAAUUUUCCUUAUCUCCCUUAUUUUUACAUUAAUAUCUUGCCUUUUUUUUCAUUCUCCAUCUAUUUCGUCUUGUUAUAAUUCUUCAUCUUUUCUGUAAGCAAUUAUGAUGUUGUCUUAUGUCCUUCUACUUUUUAUGCCAAUAUAUCUAUUGAGGCGUUGAAUAUGACAAGUAAUAUUUAUUAUAAAUAGCAAAGCCACAUACAAAGACUAUCAUACAACUGAGGACACAAAACUAAUAUAUAUCCUUCUUGUUAAGGUUUCCAUAGAUAUGGCCAAGUCUUCUAUACUAUGCUUCUUGUUCUUUCUUCUGUUUAUCGUCUCAUUAGGUGGACACAAAAUGGUAGCGGAAGCUAAAAAUUGCUUAAUGACUUGGGAUUGCAGCACCGUGCAGCGCUGCUGGGAUGACUGCAAGAGCCGCUACAGCGGGAAAGGACUUUGUGACCUUAUCCCUACUCCUUUUGUGCCUAAGUAGUGCCUUUGCUCUUAUAAAUGUUGAGUGCGAAGAAAGAAUAUAAAUUAUGAAUAAGUAUUAUUAAUAUGAAAUAUCAUAUUAGUCCAUGAAUCAAACCAUACCAACCAUCCAUAUACUGGAGAAGUUACUUUGAACCCCUAGCUCCCUGGUACCCAUUUAUCAUGCCAAAUAUCCACUUUUUCCCCAUUCCCAAUCCGCCAUCUGAUUUCUCUCUUAACUAACUUUUGUGCAGCCAUGAUUCUCCUCCAAGCAUAACUAGGGAUGUAUCCCAUGUCUGCUUCAGUGAUCUCUCUUCCCGAGUGAUAUUCUGCUCUCAUAAGCUUUUUCACUAGAGAUUUUGGCCUUUUUAUCAGUCUCCAUAGUUGUUUUCCAAAUAGAGCCAAAUUAAAACUAUGUAGAUUACGAAAACCAAGACCCUCCUGCUUCUUUGGUCGACACAACUCCUCCCACCAAAGCCAAUGAGUUUUAUGUUCUUCCUUUUGUUGCCCCCCAACAGAAAUUUGAGAUGACCUGCUGAACUUCCUUCAACACCCCUGCCGGAAUCAUAAAUAUCGACACAGCAUAAGUUAAUUGUGCUUGGACCACUGACUUUAUCAUCACCCCCUUUCCUACUAUAGAUAGAAGUUUACUUUUCCAAAUUUUGACCUUACUUCUCACCCUAUCCACCAAAUAGUCGAAAACCGCCUUCUUUCCUCUUCAAAACUUUAUUGGCAGUACCAAAUAUGUUUCAUGAUGUUCAACAACCUUCAUUCCCAAGCCUCCUGCCAACAUAUCUCUUGCUUCCUUUCAGAUAUUUGGAUUGAAAGACAACUCUGACUUUACUAAGUUGACCUUUUGACCCGUCUCUGCCUCUUAUAGGCCUAAAAUUUGCUUCAAUUGUACACACUCUUGGUUGGUUGCUUUAGUGAACAAGAUACUUCAUACUUCCAUCCUCAAAUAGCAUAGGAGAUAUAUUUGGUACUCCCCUUCUUAGCAAUGCAGUCAAAAGCGCGAUUCUACCUAGAAGCGGAAAAGGGUUAAAAUCGUAAAGCGUAAAAGCGUAAGUUUUUGACGCAUACUGAAAAAAUAACUAAAAAUGUAUUAAGUAGGACAUAUGCUAUGCAAAAUAUGAAUGCACAUAAUUUAGAUAAGUCAAUAAAUACAUGCCAUUCAUGCCUAAAGUAGAACAAUUUAUAGCAUCUUAAUAAUAAGUUUGUAAACAUAAAUUUUGACAAUAAGCCACUUUUCCCACUACACUAAUGAAUUUGGGAAAAGCCUAACAGGUGAAUUAGAUUACUCUAUCGAAGUUGAGAAUGCAUCCAAGUACCUUAUAUGUAUCUUUUAAUCUCAAAUGUAUCAUAUUGUUGGUGAUUUACUUUUAAAAUAUACUUUUCAUAAUUAAUUUCAUGAAAAGAAUACUCAUUUAGUGAACUAAAAGCGUAAAAACGUAAAGCGUUUUGGAGAACUAGAAGCGUAAAACCGUAAGCUUUUAAGCUUCAAAGCGCAAUUUAGUCUGAUUUUAUACACUUAAGUUUUUAUAUGGAAAGGAAAGCGUUUUGGUGACCUAAAAGCGUAAAAUCUUAAGUUUUUAAGUUUUAAAACGCGAUUUUGACUUCAUUGCUUCUUAGCUGAAUCUCACUUAUCUUCCAUUUGCAUUUUGCAUAGCACGAUUGCUCAUUUUGAGUAUAUUUUUUUAGUUAGUGUAUGGUUUUGAGAUUUGUGGCUUGGGAAAUGCGGAUUGCUUUAUAUUUAGUGCAUGUUUCAUAUUGAUUCUGAUAUGAUUUAUAUGGUUUCCAGUUUGUUUUAGUAAAUUUUUGGUCUGUUUUAAUAUAUUUGUUUUAUGUUUGAUGAGAUUUCUGGUAUACUUGGUAUGCUUUAUGAGAGUUUUAAUAUGUUUUAAAAAACUUGUGGUCUGUUUUAUAAGGUUUAUGGUAUGCUUCAAUGAAAUUGUGAUAUAUUU